Benincasa hispida (wax gourd) is the source of this 1070-nucleotide messenger RNA. RefSeq names its product actin-related protein C3 (gene ARPC3). Gene Ontology annotation, biological process: Arp2/3 complex-mediated actin nucleation; regulation of actin filament polymerization. The record is from RefSeq and is a predicted model, not a curated record. Gene Ontology annotation, cellular component: cytoskeleton; Arp2/3 protein complex. Lineage: Eukaryota; Viridiplantae; Streptophyta; Magnoliopsida; Cucurbitales; Cucurbitaceae.
UUAUUCCCUUUUCACCCCCGACUCGCUGAUAUUGACAGAGUAAAAAUGGCAAGAAGAAGACGGUGAGACGGAUAUACCAGAAACGAAGAAACCCUUUUCUCCGAUUCCCCACCAUUAGCUUCGGUGUUUCCCCUUGCAAUUUCCGGUAGCUAUUCCGACUCCGAUCCGCUCAUCGGAACAUAAAGCUCUCCGGUUUUCUCCUUCAAUCUUUGCAGUUGGAAAGAAUUCGAAGCUUGUACAGAAGUUUAAGACGUUGAUUAUUGAGAAAAAUAAUGGUUCACCAUUCUAGCUUUGUGGAUGAGGAAGGAAUAAGCAAGGCUUGUGGUUGUCCUUUACUUCCUUUGAAAAGUCAUAUAAAGGGUCCUGCUCCAGUUUCAGAUCAAGAUAAGACUGAUAUUGUAGAUGAAGCGAUUACAUUCUUUCGUGCCAAUGUCUUCUUUAGAAAUUUUGACAUUAAGAGUCCUGCUGAUAAGCUUCUUAUCUAUUUGACAUUCUACAUCAAUGUGGCUUUGAAGAGGCUUGAAGGUUGCAGAACUUUGGCUGUAGGAACCAAGGCAAUAAUUAACUUGGGUUUGGAGAAUGUUCCCGUGCCCGGAGAAUCGGGCUUUCCCUUUCCUGGACUGUUCCCUAUUCCCCAAUCUAAUGAGGAAGCAGAGCUAUUCAGGAAUUAUUUGAAGCAGAUAAGAGAAGAAACAAGUGGGAGACUCUUGAGUGUUGCCUAUAGAUCCAAUGGGACUCCAAAUAAAUGGUGGCUAGCAUUUGCAAAGAGGAAGUUCAUGAACAUCAUCAUUCCUUGAUCAAGUUGCUUCCAAGACUGUUAAUGCGAAAGUUAGGAACAUCAUCAUUCCUUAAUCACAUGGGCUUUUUGUGGUUUCUACUAGCACUUGAGGAGUUAGUUUGUAUUAACAGAAUCUGAAUGUUAUACCAGUUUAUGCUAAUGCAUAUCAAAUUCAUCAGAAGCUUGGUCAUAUUCUUUUUCUUUUUAAUAAUGAUCUUAAAUGUAAUGUGCCGUCACUUCACAACUUUUGUACAUUGGAUUAAUCUUAAUCAGAAGGAAUAGUUAAUGUCCA